Molecule: messenger RNA, 2556 nt
Organism: Carcharodon carcharias (great white shark)
Lineage: Eukaryota; Metazoa; Chordata; Chondrichthyes; Lamniformes; Lamnidae
Gene: hmg20b
Product: high mobility group 20B
Exons: 12
Coding region: 377-1372 (331 amino acids)
Biological process (GO): regulation of gene expression
Cellular component (GO): nucleus
Source: RefSeq, a predicted model, not a curated record
CGGUAGCAGGGCUGGUUGUGAGGAGCCUGCCUUUACACAAGAGGAGAGAGAAAUCGCCGAGGGGGCCGGAGAUUGUAAUUGGGUUUUUAUUGAAAGAAAGAAAAGGAAAAAAAAAAAAAUCCGCAAUUUCGGUUUAACGGCGACAAAUUGAUAAUUUUUUUUAAAAAAAAGGAAUUGGAGAAAUACUCAAAAGAGGAAAUAUUGCUGGACUAUGGGGAAAAUGUUGGACUAAUUGAAUAGCUCCAUCAAAGAACUGGCACACACUCAGAAGACUGCCCUGUGAUAUGGAGCUGAUCCAGUCUCUAUAAGCCACUCCCAUUUGCUCUUUGCUUCUGGUCACUAAAUCUUUAACAACCUUUUAUGUGGUUCACCUAUUAUGAUGUCGCAAAAUAAUAAAGAAUCUGUAGUUAUGGCCGGGAGCCUUGUUUCUAAGGCUUUUAAUCACAAUGGAGUGUUGCAGACUGUUAUUAAACAAGAAGCCAUUGAGAACUCCAAAAGUCAAUCACCUCACAAGCAAUCUGACAAAAAUACAGCUGGGGGUGCAAAUAAUGGUGAGGAAGAGCAACGUGUAGUGAAAAAGCGAGGCUGGCCAAAAGGAAAGAAAAGGAAGAAAGUUUUACCCAAUGGUCCCAAAGCACCUGUGACUGGGUAUGUCCGAUUUCUUAAUGAGCGUCGAGAGCAAAUUCGUAUGCAACACCCAGAUCUGCCUUUCCCAGAAAUCACACGCAUGCUUGGAAAUGAAUGGAGCAAACUUCCUGCUUUAGAAAAACAGCGUUAUUUGGAUGAAGCAGAAAAGGACAAGCAACAGUACCUAAAGGAACUUAAAGAAUUUCAGCAAACUGAGGCCUAUAAACUGAGCACACAGAAAAUCCAGGAGAAGAAACUAAAGAAAGAAGAAUUAUGGCCAGGAGUUAAUGGACCAGUCCCUAAGGCCACUGAUGAUUCACCAGACAGGAUUUCCAUGUUUGACACCCCAAUUUUUACAGAAGAGUUCCUUGACCAAACCAAAGCUCGUGAAUCAGAACUGCGAAAAUUAAGGAAGUCAAAUGUGGAAUUUGAAGAGCAGAAUGUUAUCUUACAGAAACACAUAGAGAGUAUGAAUAAUGCCAAAGAGAAAUUAGAGCAGGAGUUGGCACUGGAAGAGAGACAAACACUGACACUGCAACAUCAGCUACAGGCUGUACGCCAGGCCCUGACUGCUAGCUUUGCUUCUAUUCCCAUUCCAGGCACUGGAGAAACACCAACAGAAGGAACACUUGAUACAUACAUGGCCAAACUCCACAAUAUCAUCGGGAGCAGCCCCAUUGAAUAUGAAAAACUGGUUGGAAGGGUGCAGGAGAUCAUCAGCCAGAUAGAUAGUGAGAAACUAUGAACAUGGGAAGAAAUAUUCACAAAAUGACCAUACUCAUCGCUGAUCCAAAACCAUGGGCUGCAACUUGUGGAACUUGGAUUUUUUUUAAAAUAGCUAAUUUUCACCACAAACUGUUGAAAUUAUGCAAAAUGUUAACUUUUUAGUCUCCUUGUGACUGCAUAUAUUUGGUGCACUGGUUUCGAUAAUCCUAUGAUCUACUGGGAUGUCUGUGAUUUGAAAGGUAUUGCUCUGUCUUGUAUGCAUGUUUAUAAUGUUUGAAUAUCUUUAAUGUAUGGUAAACUAGAAUAUAUGAAUUGAAUUAUGUGCAAAGAUAGGAACCUAAGGCUAUCAUAGCUAGGAGGUUUAGAUUAUAUUAUAUAUAUAUGAAUUAUUUUUUUCCGAUUCUUACUGACUAGUUUCUGGUAUUUUGUACAACCAAAAGCAUGAGUAUUUCAUUUAUACAUGAUGCAGUAGAUCUUACUGUCUCAGUUUAUCUUUUUUAAUGUUUUCAGACACUAUUUUCUACAAAAUGCAUUACUUCUAGUGUAAGAAAUUGCUAGACUAAAAAACGUCAGCAAUUUAUAAUAUUUUACACCUGUACAAAUAAUAUAUUCUGAAAGGUAAGAUAAAAGGAUUGAAUUAAGUGAGUUUCUUUGGGAUCUGAGAUCAAAUGAGGAAUUAGAAAUUUUAUCACUUUUUUUUUACCAAUUAAGAUUACAUUCCGCAGAAAUUUAUUAGGGAGGGGAUAUGUAUAGUACAGAAAAGAGGGGAUAUAUGUGGUGCAGAACAUGGGGAACAUGCUAGUCUUUUUCUCAUGCAAACAAUUCUGUAGAAUUUCUUUUUACAUUUGGUACAAAAAUGCUGCAGUUCUUUUUAGAAGGUAUCUAUUUAUAUAGGUCGUAAAUUGUUAACAACUCUGCACUAAUUAGAAUUGAUCCAGUUAAAAUCAGCAUGAUAUACAUUUAAUUAUAUUAAAAGAAAAUCUAAUUCUGUAAAUUACUUUUAAGGUGAAACUAGAAUAUUUAGAAUAGAUUCAUGAUGGAAGGUGAAUAGAAUUAUUUUACAUGUACAGUAGUCUUUUGCUGGUGGUUGGAAUUUGUGAUAGAUUCUUCUGCUAGCAAAGACACAUUUCAUACUGCUGUUCCUAUAUGCCCAAUAAAAUUGUAUGACAAAAUCAGUGUACUGGAAUAAAAAUAUUCAAGUUA